AUAAGUCAUUUGGAUUUUGAAAUUGCACGAUGGUUAUCGAGUGUUGUGUUUAUUAAUUUUAUUUUAUCGAUAAUAUUUUUAAUAUUUGCCAAACAGAGCCAUUUACUCAUUUUCUAUACCUACAAAAUGAAACCGGAUUUUGAGAGUAGUGAAAACAAAGAAGAUACAGUAACUGGUGAUGUUAUCGGAGAUACGGCGUACAGCGAAAGAUUUGUUCUAAAGUUGUUACUAAAAUUCGCUAACUUGGACACGUUAAAGGAUGAAAUGAAAGAAAAAAGCUUCGAGGAAGACCUUUGCACGCUGUGGGACAUGACAGCCGAACGAGAUGUUGUGUUAUUUUUACAAAAGCACGACGUUCUAAACUUGUUCUGUUUCGCUUGGCCUAUCAUUGAUUCUCCUCGAAUCGUUGAAGUUCUAAUAGGAAUAAUUGGUAAUAUGUGUUGUCAGAAAGAAGCAGCGGAAGCCCUUUUAAAACUGAACAAUUUCCUACCUAUGUUGCUAGAGUAUGCAAAAUCUGAAGACAGUUUGACGAUAAUACAGUUGCUACGUCUUAUAAACUCUGGCUUUUUCCUAGCGGAGGAAAACAUAACAAUUUGGAUCGAUAUGUUUAUUAAAGUCGGAUAUUCCAAUGCUCUAUACUUUAUAUUAAAGAACUCUUCAAACAAAGAGUUGUUAGUAACAGCACUUGAAAACUUUAACACAAUAUGUUCCUACUGUAACACAGGUAUAAACAGGACAAAAUUUUUCGGCCAUUUCGUCUGUUCCGAGGCAAUCACAUCCCUGGCGGCAGCAUUCACAGAGAUUGCAGUUAAACAGAAAAAUUGUUGCGACAGAGAUGAAUUAGAAAGGGUGUUAAUAAUAAGUUUACAAAUCACACUAAAUUUAGUUGGAUUUGAUAAAUCGUAUGAAGUACUCAGUGAUAAUAAAUCAGAUGUUGUCAAUAUCAUAUCUAUAGUUUUCUCAUAUUAUGAAAACAAGUUUGUCAAUCAGAAAGAAAUUGAUAUGGAUUUAGUUGAUAUUAUAGAUUCUGCGAGCACAAUAGUAAGAGUUUUACAAAUUGGAGAACUGUGUGAUUAUGAGCAGUAUUGCCUACAGAGCUAUAGUAUGUGGAAGACUUUAAGUUCUAUAGCUAGGUUUGACCAAAACGGAGGCUCGAGCUUUGAAAAUGAUGACAAAGAGGAGCUACAGGCCUUCUCAAAGAAAAUGAAGACUUCAUUGAGUGUACUCAUAUUUAAUUAUCUGGACAAUUGUUCUGACGAGAACUUACUCAAGGCACUGGAUUUGAUAAACUCAAACUAUGAAGACAUAUUGGAUUUAGUAAAUGACAAAUCUUUGGUGAAUGCAGUAUCCAAUAGGGCUGCUAAUUAUAGGACUAGAUUGAAGGAGACUGUGAACUGUUGAAAUAAGUUUUUUUGCAUUGUUAUUUGUACACUUAACUAAAACAAAAUAUUUUGUAUAUAAUUAUUGUAUUUGUGAGAUAUAGCCUUGUAGACCGAUAGUAUAGACAGCCCCCAACUAGCUCAACAAGGACUAGAGGAAAAGAGAUUAAGAAAGAAAUUUAUACAUAAGACAAGAUUGUGUCUUAAUUUAUAAGAAUGAUCCUUGAGUGUUGAGUUGCUUGGUCAGUGUAUAUGUCACCAUAAAAUUGUAAAUACUGUUAGAUUAUAAUCUAUCUUACGAUUGUAAACUGCAACCUGCUUACAAUUUAACAUGUUAUUAUUCAGUAGAUUUUAAGGAAGUAUGUACAAAAAAAAACUGUUUUUUUUAGUAUUAACAAUUUUACGGCAUGUGAAUAUGAACACCACAACUUGUAAUUGUAAGGCAGAGUAAAUGAAAAUGUUUUCAUAAUAAGAAA
This is a messenger RNA of Bicyclus anynana (squinting bush brown), 1855 nucleotides long. RefSeq lists its product as uncharacterized. Bases 127 to 1401 code for a protein of 424 amino acids. The record is from RefSeq and is a predicted model, not a curated record. The transcript has a single exon. Lineage: Eukaryota; Metazoa; Arthropoda; Insecta; Lepidoptera; Nymphalidae.